Zootoca vivipara (common lizard) is the source of this 2346-nucleotide messenger RNA. It is a transcript of the gene C2H6orf47, whose product is annotated as chromosome 2 C6orf47 homolog. The record is from RefSeq and is a predicted model, not a curated record. NCBI's taxonomy places the organism in Eukaryota, Metazoa, Chordata, Lepidosauria, Squamata, Lacertidae.
UUCCCCCUCCUUCUCCAUCUAGGGCUGGGCUAGUCUCUCCCCUUCCUUCUCUCCCUUUGCUCGACGGGGCAAAAGAUCCUCCGGAAAGUCCCUCUUUUGCUGGAGUUUGGACACACACACACACAUAUAUAUUAAAGAAACAAGGGGAGGCUGUUCUGGAGCGAAAGAUCCCAUCAUUGAUUUGAGGCGGCAUGAUGCGAGACUUUGGAGCCCCUGAACUAAUAAGAAGCUGAGAUUUUUUAUUUAUUUUGGGAGGCACAAAUACACCCUUUGGGAAACCGGGAACUGAACCCACCAUGCUCAUUUGGGGAAAUGGACCUGCAUGCUCUAAGAUUUUGCCAGGAGUGUUGAAAAAAAUCAGUGUGAUGUGGCAGGAAGCUCAACUUCCCCCAGUGUGAACAAACGGUUCUCCAACAUAUGUAUUUCCUUGGACAGAGAAGAUUCAUGUUCUCGGCAGCGAGCAUCUAGGACAGCUCCAAGCCCGGAAGUGCCAAGAUUUAUGGGUAACCCACAAUUGUGGUUUCUUUGAAGACUGAGCCACCAGCCGUGGCAUCUGAAGCAGAAGAAACCAAGCAGAUGCGAGCAGGAGGAGCAGAACAUGCCAUGCUAGGCCGUAUUCUUUGUGGCAGGGAGCUGAUCUUCGAGAGCCUUGGGUCCCAAGUAAACUUUGGUUGCUCUGGGUGUAUAGCUCCCACACCUGCCCUUUAGUUAUUAUAUUAUAAUAAUAUAUCUAUAUUAUUGUGCAUCCUCUCCUUGUGCCAUGUUCCUCAGCAGAGCCAAGUCAUGGCUCCCUGGGCUGCCUUGGCGACGAGGAAAGGCGAAGGACGUGAGAAAGGAAGAGGAAGAAUUGCUGGAGGAAUGCACGGCGCCCCCGAAACCAAGGUGGUGGAGCGGCCGCCGCCUCUUGGGAGCCAUUGGUUGGGGCCAAAGUUCCACUACUGGAGAGCGCUCCCUAUUGGCCGGGAUACCUCAGUAUCUCUCCCCGCCGAAAGCAUCUGUGGAAUCGCCAGAGCACUUGCAGAUCUGCUUCAACUUCGCCCGCCACCUCUUUGACCUGUGCGUGGUGACUUUGCUCUGUGCCUCAUCCCCGGCCUUCCGGCUGGUUUUGGAUAUCCUGGGAUUUGGGGGGCCCCUUAAGGUCUGGCUCCACGGCCUUGCCUGCUUCUUAGUCACCGCUUACGGGAUGUACUUGGCCCUGUGGCUGGUGCAGGAGUACCUCGUUCAGUUUGCCUGCCUCUACGGCUUCCUGCAGACCCUGGUUUUGUGCGUCAGUAUUCAGGCUGGCGGGCCUGAGCCCCCAGAGGAGAAAGAGCCCAUCGGCCCCGACCCAGCCGAGGAAGAGGAACUGUCAGCAGCCGGCACAGGCAAGCAGUUGCCGCCGCUAUAAGGAGGAAGACUGUGUUGGCCCGCCUCCUGUGGCUGUUCGGGGUAGAAAUGGGCGAAGGAAGCCAAAGAGCGCGGCCGAUGUGGUCCCCAUUUAGGAUGGUUGGACAGACAUGCACAAAAGGGGGGGGGUAGAGAGUGUUGUGCAGCAUGUGUAUGUUUGCAAGAACAUAUGUAUGUGUGUAUGUCGUCCCCCCCCCUUUGCAGGUGGUUCCAAUGCCCAUUUGUGAAUGGCUUUGGGGGGAGCAAAGGGAGGGAAAUACAUCACAGCUAUUACCACUUAGAGGGGCCUUGGAGAAAUUAUGGGGCACGAGGGUGGGGAGAGUUGGGUGCACGCCACAUCCAAACUAGUCUGGACCUGGUUUUCCUGUCUUGCCUGCCCCCAGUGGAUCUUGGGAACUAGAUUGGCGGGAAGGUGAGGGGACUCGAGGGUUCAUUGACGGGGAACUAUUUGACCACUGAAGAAUGGACAGGCCUCUGUAGAGCAUGUUUGGCUGGCAGUUUUGAAGAAGCGUUGAGGGGGUCCCCGCACAUACCCAGUUCCUAUAAUCUGCAAAGACUGGUGAUUUCAUCAGUCAGUGGGUCCUCUUUUAACGUUUUAGCAGAGGUGUCCCUAGACCCAGUGUGAGUUGUCUAGAAUGGACACUGGGAGCUGUGCUUUGAUCUUGGACAGCAAGCAAGUGCGGCGUUCUUCUCUGGUGGCCUAGCAGGUGAGGACGAGGGGCUGCCCUUUGGACAAUCACGUUUGGAAGGUGGAAGGGAGAGGGCAGGGGAAAUAAUCUGGGAACAGCCAGUAGAUGCCACAUUGCAUCUCCUUGCCCCCUUCUCAGGCUGGGGCGAGUGGGUACUAGGGUACAGUGCGAUGGAGAACAUCCUAUCUUAACUGGGACCAAAGAGUGGAUUUAUCGGAGGAUAGGGUGGGGUGGGUUUGAGAACUAAGGGUCAGAUCCUAUGAGAGAGACC